Molecule: messenger RNA, 4655 nt
Organism: Pelodiscus sinensis (Chinese soft-shelled turtle)
Lineage: Eukaryota; Metazoa; Chordata; Testudines; Trionychidae
Source: RefSeq, a predicted model, not a curated record
AUGGGAGCUCCCUCGCCUGCCAGCCCAUCGGCCUGGAAAACGGAGCCAGCCCGCCAGCCGAGUGGUUCCAGCGCGCCCAGGGCUCCGGGCUGCGCCAGCCCAACAGCGAGACAGAGGGCGGUGAGAGGAACUUCAAAGUGAAUCUGCAUUGCAAGCACGCGCGGCCAAGAGAGCUCAAGUGUAACAGCCGGAGCAGCAAGGCUGAGGGUCCAUGCAUCGGCUUCCCCGACACCCAUGUCAGCAACUGCUCCACCAAGAGGCACCCUGGGGAGGAGGAGUUCAGGAUGCGCGUGAAGCCCCCUGGCCCAGUGGUGACGUCUGGUGCCAUCCGCAGCUCCCCUGACUACGUCCGCGAGGCUAAGUUCUACCAGACAGGGCAUCCUGGGCAGAGGCCAGCAGCGUGCCCGGCAGAGAAGGCCUUAUCCUGCAGCGUGCUGAGCUUCCCUGAGGGUUCGUGCCCAGCAUUGGGCCGAGAGCACCAGUCUGGCUCGCUGCUCCAUGGGGACCCGGCUGACCGGUGCCAGAGCCACCACACCCUGGGCACCACCAAGGGCGAGGACUUCUCAUCGGCCAACCCUCUGGGCUGCGCCAGCGACCCCCACGUCCUGGGGGGGGGCCUGGAUGAGACAGCCACCCACGACCGCGCCCCCAAGACCUUCUCCAAUGCCACGCUGGCCUCCGGCCGCUGCAACGUCGCCAACAUCGUCUCGCUGCUGAAGAGCAAGUGUGGCAACGGGAGGAUCAACCUCCACCCGGUGGUGCAGCUAAUUGACAUCAUGAAGGACCUCAACCGGCUCUCCGAGGACUUACGGAAUAGCGGCCUCCACCUGGACUGUGGCAGCCUGCGGCUCAGCCAUCCCCCGGCCUCUGGCGAGGAGAGCCGGCCGCUGGCCAGCGCCGGGGACCGAGAUCUCCAGUACAGCUUCUUCUCCUCAGCCACCCUGGCCAACAGCAUUCGCAGCCCGGAGGAGAGGGUGGCUCUGUACCAUGCCAAACCCGAGCCGCCCAGGCAGACUCGCCCUGGCCCCUGUGAGGAGGAGAUGGAGGGGGACAGGGAAAGCCCCCAGCAGCUGGGAUGCCAAAGCGGCAUUGCCCCGGCUUCAAAGCCACCCGGCAACCCAGAAGAAGCCAGCUGCUCCGAGCCAGAUGCCACGGAUUACUCGGAGCUGGCCGACGCAGACAUACUGAGCGAACUGGCCUCCUUGGCCUGCCCGGGGGCCCCCUUGCUGGAGUCCCAGCCCCAGUUGCUAUCAGCCCAGGAGCUGGAUUCCCAGUCCCAGUUACUAGAUCCUCAGACUCUUGAGUCCCAGGCUGGGCUGUUACGGCCGGGGCCGGCCGAGCCCAGCAUCCCCGGCCUGCUGGCAGCUCCCGCCCCGGAGGCCGAGGAGGGCCAGAAGGCCGCCCUGCAGUCCAAGAAGGGCAAAUGCCGUGGAGUGCGCAGGAUGGUGGUGAAGAUGGCUAAGAUCCCUGUCUCCUUGGGGAGGAGGAACAAGACCACCUACAAGGUCUCCUCCCUCACCAGCAACCUGAGUUUGGAGGGCAAGGAGCCGACGGCCCGCACGUCCCUGGAGCCCACCCCGCUGCUGAAGAUGAAGAACAACGGCCGCAAUGUGGUGGUGGUUUUCCCCCCGGGGGAGAUGCCCAUCAUUCUGAAGCGCAAACGGGGGAGGCCCCCCAAAAACUUGCUGCUGGGGCCAGGCAAGCCCAAGGAGCCCACCCCCGAGGUGAAGAAGAGGCGGAGGAGGAAGCAGAAGCUGGCCUCGCCCCAGCCCUCCUACAUCGCAGACACCAACGACAGCAAGGCUGACUACUCGGACGUGCUGGCCAAACUGGCCUUCCUGAACCGGCAGAGCCAGUGCUCGGGGCGCUGCUCCCCUCCACGCUGCUGGACCCCCAGCGAGCCCGAGUCCAUCCACCAGGCCCCCGACACCCAAAGCAUCUCCCACUUCCUGCACCGGGUGCAGGGCAAGGCGGGGGCCUUUGGUGGCCGGGGAGGAGGCCAUGGCGCCCGCUCGUCCCGCUGUUCCUUCAGCGACUUCUUCGAGGGCAUUGGGAAGAAGAAGAAGGGCCCGGCAGCCAUGCACGCCGAUCCCGUCCACCCGCGCAAGAGGGGCCGGCCGGAGCCGGACCCCGGAGGCAAGCCCAAGCGAAAGAGGCGCACUCGCAAGAACGGGGUGCUCUUCCCCGAGCAGAACCCCGGCCAGAACUUCAGCGACGGCGCCUCAGAGUGGGCUGGGGACAAGGGGAGUCCGUGGGCGCCUCACCACGGCCACAUCUCCAGCCAGGCUAGCAGGAACUGCAGCUACCAAGGGGCAGAGUCCAGGGCGUUCCUCUCCUCCGCGCUGGAGUCCAGCUCUUCCAGCCGGGCCAGCUUCUUUACUGGGAACAACCCAUCCUCCCAGACUGAGGUCAACCAGGAGAGGCACAACCUCUUCACUGGCUACUUCCGCUCCUUGCUGGAUUCGGACGACUCCUCGGACCUGCUGGACUUCGCCCUGUCAGCUUCACGGUCCGAGUCACGGAAGUCCUCAGCCACCUACACGGCCCCGCCCAGCGCCCUGCCCAGCCAGCGGGGCCUGGCCUCCUACCAAGGCAGGAGCACCAAAGUCACGCCGGCUGCCACCACUGAGGCACAAUUCCACACGGUCAUGCCGAGCCGGCAGUCCUUCUCCCACAGCCGGGCAGCCGGCUACGGGGUCUCCCAGGCCGCCUCCGAGUGCCGCGGGGCUGAUGCUUUCCAGAACCCCUCCCCCAACACAAAGGCCUCCAGCUUCGCCUACGGCAGCGGGAACAGCCUCCCUUCGUCCCCCAGCAGCGCCCACAGCGCCGGCUAUGCCCAGCAGACAGUGGGACCCAGCCUGCCACUCAGCAAGGCCUCUUUCUUCACCAGCUCCGAGCCGAGCCAGUUCUCCGGCUCCUCACACACCCCCCUAAGAUGCGACAGCCGGGCCAGCACCGUGUCCCCCGGCGGCUACAUGGUCCCCAAAGGUUCGGCUUCUUUCCAGCCCUCAUCCGAGAAUUGCCGGCAGUUCCCCACCGCUGCCCAGUGGACUUUCCGACAAGGAUACAGCGGGCUGGACUGGAGCUCCGAGGCCUUCAGCCAGCUCUAUAACCCAGGCUUCGAGUGCCACAUCAACGAGCCCAACGUCAUCCUGGACAUCUCCAACUACACCCCCCAGAAGGCCAAGCAGCAGACGGUCUCGGAGACCUUCUCCGAGUCCUCCUCCGACAGCACCCAGUUCAACCAGCCGGCCGGCUACAGGCGGGCCAACAGCGAGGCGUCCUCCAGCGAAGGCCAGUCCAGCCUGUCCAGCCUGGAGAAGCUCAUGAUGGACUGGAACGAGGCCUCCUCGGCCCCAGGUUACAACUGGAACCAGAGCGUCUUGUUCCAGAGCAGCUCCAAGCCCGGGCGGGGACGGCGGAAGAAGGUGGACAUGUUCGACGCCUCCCACCUGAACUUCUCCUCCUCCUCCUCCUCCUCCUCGGUGUAUCCCUCCAAGAGGAGCACGGGGCCCAGGCAGCCGCGAGGUUCCCGCGGGGCCUGUGCCUCCAAGAAGGAGCGGGGCCCGGGCAAGGCCAAGUUCCCCACCAAAGCCCAGCAGGUCAACGCACUAUUUCAAGAGAGCACGGACUUGGGGCUGGAUUAUUACAGCGGCGACAGCAGCAUGUCCCCGCUCCCCUCCCAGUCCCGGGGCUUCGGGCUCGGCGAGCGAGAGCCGGGCGACUACGCGGGGCCCUACUCCAUGAACCCCUCCACCCCUUCCGACGGGACCUUCGUCCAAGGCUUUCAGAGCGACUCCCCCGGCCUGGGCCAGACGGACUUGGAGAGCAAACCCUUCCCCGCCCUGCCGCACCAGCUGGCCGCCUCCGCCCAGCAGCCUGUGUUCGAAGCCAGCCUGCAGAAAGCCUUCUCGCCCAACUGCUCCCCGACCCUGGCCUUCAAGGAGGACCUGCGGCCGAGCGACCUCCGCAAGCUGCCAGCCUGCGAGUCGCUGAAGCACAGCAUGCCAGGCAGCGGCCUGCCCCACCCCGCGCACAUGGCCUGCCGAGACCUCGCCAUGCCUCAGCCCCACUACGACUCCCCCAGCUGCAAAACCCCCAGCUACUGGUACUCGCCCACCUCCAGCACCAGGAGUCCCCCCUAUGACAACAAGCCCGGGGCCGGCCUGCUGCUGGACUUCAUGGGGAGAGCUGAUGCCUCCUGCCUCAACCCCCACCUGGGCAACCCCAGCAACACCAACACCUCCAAGGGCGAGAAGGAGCCCCUCGAGAUGGCCAGGGUCCACCACCGGGGGGCGUACGCUUGCCCCUUGAUGAAUGACUUGAAUAUCUCCCCAGUACCCAGAGACUCUAUGCUGCCGCUGCAGGACAACUACAGGUACCCGAGUUUCCCGCCCCAAGGGCAUCCCAUCAUGGCCGCGGCCCAGAAGAGCGGGUUUUUGGGUCCAAUGGUAGAGCAACACCCCGAGGACACUUUUACAGUCACCUCAUUGUAGUGUCAUCUAAAGUGCCAACCGGACAACGAGGUUUUGUUACAGGAGCUAAUUUAGCCAGCACUUUUUCUGGAACACUUUUCAAGUUCUGUAUUUAACUGAGAUCGAGAACUGUUUGUUUGUUUGUUUGCUUUUCUAAAAAAAAAAAAAAAAGAGAAAAAA